AUGCCCAGCCAAGUUCGCAUAUUUACUCGACCAAAGCCUUUGGCCGAGACCCUGGCCGAGCAAGAUCAAGACACAGUCAAGGUACAGCAGCCGCUUCCAAGGCGGCAGCUGAUAUCUAUGUCCAAUAACCACGGCGGGAUACCCGAAGAGGGCGGUAUCACUUUCGCCGCCCAGGAUUCUCUGCCGAAGCUUCCUAUCCCGGACCUGGAGCGCACUUGCGAAAAGUACCUUGCUGCUCUAAAGCCGUUACAGUCGCCCAGGGAGCAUGGCGAAACUCAGCAUGCCGUACAUGAAUUUUUGAAGCACGACGGCCCAGAACUACAAGAGAAGCUGAAGAAGUAUGCUGAGGGCCAGACGAGCUACAUAGAACAAUUCUGGUACGACUCGUACCUAAACUUUGACAACCCAGUGGUUCUCAAUCUUAAUCCCUUCUUCCUCCUCGAGGAUGACCCAACUCCCGCUCGAAAUAACCAGGUCACUCGUGCCGCCUCUUUGGUGGUUUCAGCACUCGAGUUUGUCCGUGCUGUGAGGAAAGAGGAGCUGCCACCAGACAAGGUCAAAAACACACCACUAUGCAUGUAUCAGUACUCACGUCUCUUUGGUACCGCCCGCGUGCCCACCGAGAACGGCUGCCAGAUCGAGCAAGACCCCCACUCGAAACAUAUUGUAGUAAUGGCGCAUGGCCAGUUCUAUUGGUUCGACGCGCUUGACGACAAUUCAGAUGUCAUCAUGACGGAGAAAGACAUCUCCAUCAACCUUCAGACCAUUGUUGACGACGCGAGCCUUACUCCCAUCCAGGAGGCAGCCAAGGGCGCGCUCGGGGUCCUGAGCACCGAGAACCGGAAGGUCUGGUCAGGGCUCAGGGAUAUACUGACCCGCGAUAAAGGGUCCAACAACGCCGACUGUCUCGGUAUUAUUGACUCGGCCCUCUUCAUUCUAUGUCUCGACUAUACCGAACCCGCGACGGCAGCAGCCCUUUGCCAAAAUAUGUUGUGUGGCACGAGCGAGAUCGAAAAGGGUGUGCAGAUUGGAACGUGUACGAAUCGGUGGUACGACAAGCUGCAAAUAAUCGUCUGUAAAAACGGCAGCGCAGGCAUCAACUUUGAACACACCGGUGUCGAUGGCCACACAGUUCUCCGGUUCGCCAGCGACGUCUACACCGACACGAUCCUUCGCUUUGCCAGGACUAUCAAUGGCCACUCGCCCACCCUUUGGGCAUCAACAAGCCCCGACCCCUCCAAGAGGGAUCCCGAGAGCUUUGGAGAUGUCAUGCCAACUCCACAUAAGCUGGAGUGGGAUCUGGUCCCCGAGGUCAGUAUAGCAGUGCGGUUCGCCGAGACCAGGCUGGCCGACCUGAUCGGGCAAAACGAGUUCGAGUGCCUCGACUUCUCGGCUUACGGCAAGAAUUUCAUCACCUCGAUGGGGUUCUCCCCGGACGCCUUUGUCCAAAUGGCUUACCAGGCUGCCUACUACGGCCUUUACGGCCGCGCAGAGUGCACCUACGAACCUGCCAUGACCAAGUUCUUUCUCCACGGACGGACAGAGGCCGUCCGCUCAGUCACGGAUGAGUCUAUCAACUUUAUACAGACGUUUUGGGCCGACAACCCCGCAGAAGCCAAGGUCGAGGCGCUGCGGACGGCCUGCAAAAAGCACGUGAGCAUGACGAAAGACUGUGCCAAAGGUCAAGGGUGCGAUAGACAUUUGUACGCGCUUUUCUGUCUCUGGCAGCGAUUGGUCGAUGAGGAUGCCGGCACGACGACAAACGGGUACUCGAGCGGAAUGAGCGACAACGAAGGCGCCGUCUCGGAGAGGUCGCAAUCCCCUGCCGCCGCCGCCGCCACCACCACCGCCACCGCUGGUGCGGAGAAAGAAAAGGAGAACAGUGACGGGUUGAGAUCUAGGGGCGACAGCACCUCGUCAUCGCAACGGUCAGUCAAGUACGCGACGCUGCCGCUCAUCUUUGCCGACCCGGGCUGGGACAAGCUUAAUACCACCAUCCUGUCCACAUCCAACUGCGGCAACCCAUCCCUGCGCCAGUUCGGCUUUGGCCCCGUCUCGGGGGACGGCUUUGGCAUCGGCUACAUCAUCAAGGAUGAGCGCAUCUCGAUGUGUGUGGCGAGCAAGCACCGGCAGACCAAGCGCUUCGUCGACGCCCUCGAGAGCUACCUGCUCGAGAUUCGCCGCAUCCUCCGCCUCGCCAGCCGUAGGGCCGACUCAUCCGCCGCCGAUGGGGGGCCGCUGGCCGGCAGCAUCGCCGAGGCCAAGCAGCAGACGACGCGCGCCCGUGAGGUUGAUGACGAAAAGCGCCAGCACUACCGGCGCCCUUGGCAGCAGCCCAAUAGGCUAAAGUCCAGGGGCAGGAUGAUUGCCGGCCCGGGAAUGGAGGGAUUGAUGCGCUCAAAGUCGUCACUUACGGGGACGACGUCGCCGACGACGGAGAGCGUGGCUAUGAGUGAGGACGACGAACUUGGUGGCUACGGCUUCUUCGACGCGGGAAUGCUCCUGCAGGCUCUCAAGGCCCGAAACACCCACUUCGACGCGGGCGAGACAAGAGCGAGCGAGAGGGCUGCCGUACAGGCGAGGAGAAACAAUGUCGGCAAGAAAUUACGGCUCAUUGACUAUUAG
Messenger RNA from Pyricularia pennisetigena, 2625 nucleotides. RefSeq lists its product as uncharacterized. Gene Ontology annotation, biological process: carnitine metabolic process. The transcript has 3 exons. The coding region runs from base 1 to 2625 and encodes 874 amino acids. The record is from RefSeq and is a predicted model, not a curated record. Lineage: Eukaryota; Fungi; Ascomycota; Sordariomycetes; Magnaporthales; Pyriculariaceae. Gene Ontology annotation, molecular function: carnitine O-acetyltransferase activity. Gene Ontology annotation, cellular component: mitochondrion.